Molecule: messenger RNA, 2493 nt
Organism: Spodoptera frugiperda (fall armyworm)
Lineage: Eukaryota; Metazoa; Arthropoda; Insecta; Lepidoptera; Noctuidae
Gene: Wnt10
Product: protein Wnt-10a
Exons: 6
Coding region: 564-1688 (374 amino acids)
Biological process (GO): neuron differentiation; multicellular organism development; cell fate commitment
Cellular component (GO): extracellular region
Molecular function (GO): cytokine activity; frizzled binding
Source: RefSeq, a predicted model, not a curated record
CUCACCGAGUUCACACGACCGACCAUAACACAUAAAAAUCAUCUGUUCCGUGCCGAAAUAUAGGAAAUAAUCGCGUAAACGAGGAUAAUGACGCAAGUAGGUGGGGCCGCUCCGAAGACGCCCCUCUAGCUUUUUUUUUCUCGACGUCUGGGCGGCGCGAAGAGAACGCCUCACGUCCCACGCGCGCAACGCACCGACAUGCGCGACCGAACACGGGCGCUAUACAAACCGACGGCAACGCGCCGACGGUACACCGACUAAAUACGUAAACAAACAAUAAAAUGCGAAUAAAAAACACGCGACAAACAUACACUAAAUAUAAAAAAAACGACGCGGGAUCCCCUAGUUCCAACGACAUACAAAUAUCAACGAAGUUCAUACAAAAAGUUGUAAAACUCACGUUCUAAAUUCCAGUUUGGACCAAACAAUAACAUUUGGACUCGUUUUCGGACAUGUUUUGACGUUCAGUGACAGAAACAAACUAGUGCGUUGUGUCAAUUUUCGCGGUAAAAGUGACAAGUUGUAACGAUGAGCCCGCGAAAAGAGGACCUAGUGUUGCCAACAUGAAAAAGCUUCGUGUUUUUAUUGGGAAUAACAGAAUGCAAAGGACAGUUCAUGCAGCGAUACUUUUCUUAUUGGUAUUUUUGUUGAAUAUAGCGAGUUCCCGAGACAACAUGCUACCAACACAUGUGAAGCUGAGCUCGGCGCUCACCUGUCGCCUCGUGGGAGGCUUGACCAGAGAACAAAGAUCCGUCUGCCACGAAGCACCCGAUACAGUCGCCAUAGCCUUCGAGGGUCUACAAUUAGCGGUCAAGGAAUGCCAGCAUCAGUUCCGUUGGCACAGGUGGAACUGUUCUAGCCUUAUGACCAAGAGCAGUAAUCCUCAUAGUAGCUCUAUUAUGAAAAGAGGUUUUCGCGAAACGUCUUUCCUCUACGCACUAACAGCUGCCGGAGUGGCGCACUCUAUAGCCCGCGCCUGCGCACAAGGGCGCCUAAUAUCUUGCGGCUGCGAUCCUUUAGGAUACCGGGCCUCGCAUGACCCCCGCGGUAGAGCGAAGGUUAACAAAUGGGAAUGGAGUGGGUGCUCACAUAACCUGGCUUAUGGCAUCGAGUUCUCCAAGAAGUUCCUCGAUGUACGAGAGCAGGUGGACGACUUGCAGUCCAAGAUCAAUGUCCAUAAUAAUAAUGCUGGGAGAUCGAUUCUGUCGUCCCAUAUGGAGGUGCGAUGCAAAUGCCAUGGGUUGUCAGGCAGUUGUCAGCUUAGGACAUGCUGGAGAGCUACGCCUGACUUCAGAGCUGUAGCAUCUACCAUCAAAAGACAAUAUAGAAAGGCUCUAAUGGUAGCUCAAGAGGAGUUAAAUAAUAGUCCCUCUGUGCUGAGAGGUAGACCCAGAGGCAGGAGGCGAGGGAAGGCGCGACCUGCUCCGAAGACCAGCCUGCUGUUCUUUGAGAGAUCACCAAGUUUCUGCGACGUGGACCCUCGAACGGAUUCAGCUGGCACGUCAGGCCGGGUCUGUCGCAUCGGACGGACGACAAGAACAGGAUCGUGUGAUCUACUCUGCUGUGGACGAGGCCAUGCCUUGAUCAGGAAGUCUAGUAUAAAACCCUGUAAUUGCACCUUCCACUGGUGCUGCAGAGUCGACUGCGAACGAUGUCGUGAUGACAAAUGGAUUGCCAUUUGUAAGUAGUGUUGUUGAAAUGGUCCAAUGAGGACAUUUCUUUGGAGACCACGUGGACUAAAUGGUCCAAUGGGGUGUUGUUUUUGUAGUAAGCGAACGCGGGAAUGGAGAGUAAGGAAAUUGGUGACCGUAACUUCUUCCAUGACAUUGAAUUCAAUGUGUUUUUGGUAAGUUCAAGAUACGGAAAGUGUAGGUAUGUAGAUUCAUCUGGGUGUAAGAGACCUUCCAAUAAUUUUCGAAGAUUUUCAUCCUUAUUACAAAACAAUAAGAUUGGAAAUCCUAUGUUACCCACACGUUUUCCACACCGCCUUCGCUUACAUAUCACAUAAAAGAUAUUCUGACUUAUUUAAACGUCUAAACAUUCCACAAUAUAAUACAUGACUUCUAGAUUUCCAUGAAAUAAACUGUAAAGUAGUAUGUAUAGGUACCUACUAGACAUAAAAAUCAUUCCUUUAUGUACUUACAUUCCUUUAGUAAAUAACUUGUAUAUUUAUUGCAAAUAUGAAUUACCAAAUACACGAUAUUGUUUUAAUUAUUUAACCACACAGUUCAUUUUAAAUACUUUAGAAGUUCUACUUAUAAAUUGUAAGCAAGUAUAAGAAAUGUGUACUUAUAAUAAAUCACAUUUAAUAUUUAUCACAACGAAUAUAAUAUUCACAAGAUGUGUCGGGAUUAGGAAAUGUAUAAAAAAUAUUCCAAUGUUAGUUUUAAGUUGUUAAUAAAAUCAGUAUUAUUCUAUAGACAAUCUUAAACACUAAUUUAUAUAUCGGAGUUUUAAAUAUAACACACGUAACAAGCACCGCUCCAACCCAGC